Molecule: messenger RNA, 510 nt
Organism: Triticum turgidum subsp. durum (durum wheat)
Lineage: Eukaryota; Viridiplantae; Streptophyta; Magnoliopsida; Poales; Poaceae
Source: the annotation of a GenBank genome assembly
AUGGCUGGUGGGCAAGUGGCGGCGCACAGGGCGUUCCUGCUCUGCAACUACUUGCUUCUGGGCACGGCGUCGGGCUGCAUCUUCCUCACACUCUCGCUCCGCCUUGUCCCAUCCCCGUCCGGCCUGCUCCUCGUCUUCCUCCACGCGCUCACCGCGGUCUUUGCCGCGGCUGGCUGCUCGGGCUCCUUCACUACCCCCACAGCCGGCGCCGGAGCCCAGCACACUGCACAUACCGCCGGUGCCGUCCUCACUGCCAUCUUCCAGGGUGCUGCAGCCGUGCUCGCAUUCACCCGCACGGCUGACUUCCUCGCCGAGCUGCGGUCCUACGUCCGGGAGGACGACGGCGCGGUUAUCCUCAGGCUCGUCGGCGGUCUUGGCGCCGCCAUCUUCGUGCUCGAGUGGGCCUCGCUCGCACUCGCCUUCGCUCUUCGGCUCAGCGAAGACGGCGGCGAGGAGGCAACCGACGGUGGCGAGUACAGCAAGAGCUUGCCGUCUGGCUACCACGUCUGA